CACCAAAAUGACCCCCGUGCAUUCCUCCUCCGCCGCCGCCCACUUCCGGUGGACGACAGGCCGAUGGCGACUGUCAUUCCGGAGGAGGACGAAGCUGCCCACCGUCCGACUAGGAGGAGCUGGUGGGAAGAAGCCCCGCAGGAGAUUCUUUCUGGUGAGGCUCUGGAGACGUGUGAAGUUGAGGGCGCUGAAGCACAAGUAUAUUUGCAUGGUGAAGAAGCUGAAGGAUUAUUAUGGUGGUUUAGUGAAGGAGCUGAUGGAAGCAGGAGGUGCGAUGGAGCCUUUCCAGCAGAGAAUCCUGAUAGAGACUUCAUUUGCUGUUCCCGUCAUGGGUCUGUCCUUCAACAGCUUCCCCAACAACUAUGCCUUAGACCACCGCUCAGUUUCAACCCAUCCGCCUCAUCAUCUUCUUCAUCAUCAUGUAUAAAUUCAUACGAUUUUCGGGUUCA
This is a messenger RNA of Coffea eugenioides, 449 nucleotides long. RefSeq lists its product as uncharacterized. The coding region runs from base 8 to 427 and encodes 139 amino acids. Lineage: Eukaryota; Viridiplantae; Streptophyta; Magnoliopsida; Gentianales; Rubiaceae. The record is from RefSeq and is a predicted model, not a curated record. The transcript has a single exon.